This is a messenger RNA of Cololabis saira (Pacific saury), 1046 nucleotides long. RefSeq names its product apolipoprotein Eb-like. Lineage: Eukaryota; Metazoa; Chordata; Actinopteri; Beloniformes; Belonidae. The record is from RefSeq and is a predicted model, not a curated record. Gene Ontology annotation, cellular component: extracellular region; intermediate-density lipoprotein particle. The transcript has 5 exons. Gene Ontology annotation, molecular function: lipid binding. Gene Ontology annotation, biological process: lipid transport; lipoprotein catabolic process; cholesterol catabolic process. The coding region runs from base 39 to 827 and encodes 262 amino acids.
CAGAUCACACUUCUGAGCGGUCUUUGCUUGCAGUCAUCAUGAAGGUGUUUGCAGUAAUCCUCGCCCUCGCCGUCUUCUCAGGCUGCCAGGCCCGAAGCAUCGCUCCGGAGGAAUGGAGGAGCACGCUGGAGGACACAGUGGACAAGCUCAAGGAGUACAUGACGGACAUGAACACCAGGGCUGAGGAGGUGGUGAAGGACAUCCGCAGCCACCAGAUCAGCAGGGAGCUGGACACCCUGUUCCAGGACAGCGUGGCGGAGAUGUCCAUGUACAAGGACGACCUGCACACCAAGCUAGCUCCCUACACCCAGGAGGCCACCGAGCGCCUGGGGCGGGACCUGCAGCGCAUGGCGGGAAAGCUGGGCGAGCACAUGACCGACGCCCGCCAGCAGAUGGACCUGUACGGCCAGGAGCUGAGGACCAUGGUGGAGCUCAACACCGACGACGUCAGGAACCGCCUGUCCGCCUACAGCCGCAAGCUGAACAAACGCAUCCUGAAGGACACCGAGGAGAUGAAGAGAGUCGUGGGCGACUACUUCAGCGAGCUGCACUCCCGCAGCUCGGACCACGCCGAGGACCUGAGGGCCCGCCUGGACCCGUACUUCGCCCAGGUGCGCGUCAACGCCCAGGCCAAGAUGACCACCAUCAAUGACCUGCUGAAGUCCCAGAUGGAGACGGUGAAGGGCCAGAUCCAGACCGCCGCCGAGGACAUCAAGGAGCGCUUCGAGGACACCACCGAGGACCUGACGUCCGCCCUGGGGGGCCAGAUGGAAACGCUGCGCAACUGGUUCCAGCCCUACAUCACCCAGAUCAGAGAGUCCAUGUAAGGAGUCUACUGGGUCGUCCUACAUCCUCCCGAUCCAGAUCUGCUACGUGUGGAGGGUUUCAAAGAAUUCGCCGAUAAAACAGAAACCGAUGGAAUAAAAUAAGAAGUGUAACAUCAAAUAAAAUUCACUCCACACACUUGUGAGGGUCUGUUUUAUUUACCGGGGAACUGAGACGUCCAGCAGCGCGGGGGUCACAUGAAAAAAGUUGAAAUGUCGAGA